This is a messenger RNA of Nezara viridula (southern green stink bug), 1014 nucleotides long. Lineage: Eukaryota; Metazoa; Arthropoda; Insecta; Hemiptera; Pentatomidae. The record is from the annotation of a GenBank genome assembly.
AUGGAUAAAAAAUCAACAUAUCCGUUUCGCCGACUUCAUACUGGCAUUCAUCACCAGGUGUUGCGAAACUGGAGCUCCACAAAUUCAUUUAUUACUGCAGAUUCAUUAAUGUAUCCAAUAUUUAUUGUUGAAGAUCCUAAUGCUAAUGAAGAAAUACCUAGUAUGCCUGGUGUUUAUCGGUAUGGCAUUAAAACUCUUCUAUUGAUUCUAGAAAAUUUGGUGAACAACAAUUUGAAAUCCAUUUUACUUUUUGGUGUAAUUAAUACUUUGAUAAAGGAUGAAACAGGUUCAAAUGCAGAUUCAUCCGAAAAUCCUGUUGUCAAAGCAAUACCUCUGAUUAGACAAAAGUGUCCUGAGCUAGUUAUCGCUUGUGAUGUAUGUUUAUGCCCAUACACCUCUCAUGGGCAUUGUGGAGUAUUUAAUUCUGAAGGAUUCAUUGAUAAUGACAAGAGUAUUCAAAGGUUAAGUGAAAUAGCAGCAUCUUAUGCUAAAGCAGGAGCUCAUAUAGUUGCACCUUCAGACAUGAUGGAUGGGCGCAUAGGAGCAAUCAAAGAACGCUUGGUUUCUUUAGGACUUAACAACGUUAGUGUUCUGUCUUACUCUGCCAAGUUUUGUUCAAAUUUCUACGGACCUUUCCGGGAUGCUGCUAAAUCAGCUCCUUCAUUUGGUGAUAGGAAAUGUUAUCAGUUGCCACAAGGAAGUUCAGGACUUGCUCGUCGUGCUGUGGAACGUGAUGUGGAAGAAGGGGCUGAUAUGUUAAUGGUGAAACCAGGCCUACCUUAUUUAGAUGUGCUCAAAACUACUAAAGAACAAUUUCCUGAUCACCCUCUGUUUGUUUAUCAAGUAUCUGGAGAAUAUGCCAUGAUUUACCAUGCUGCCAAAGCUGGUGCAGUUGAUCUUCAAAAAGCUGUUGAAGAAACAAUGACAAGUUUCCGACGAGCAGGAGCGGAUUGCAUCAUUACUUACUUUACUCCACAAAUUCUUGAAUGGAUGGCAUCAAAAAACAAAAACUAA